GUCGACGGGUCAGUGUCGAUCUGAUUUCGAAGGCAGGCUCUCUAAGAUCAGCAUGCCCACGCCGCAAAACAGCACGUUGCAGUAUCGCACCAAGGCUACUUGCGAGUUAGCCCCUUUGAUAGUCUAUGCAGAUUUCGAAGUCUUCAGCCAGGACUAUGCGUCGGGAACUUCAGCUCUGGGUUGUCAAAAUAGGGUUGUUGCGGUUGGCUAUGCGGCUGUGGGCAUGUGCGGCUAUGAGCCACCCGAAGAACAUCGCAUGAGCAUGAUUCACGCCAGGCAUGGUGAACCUGAGUGCUCUGUGGUUCUCAAGCUUAUCUUGGCAAUGAUGAGUCUUGCUGACCACUUCAAAGACUGGAGGCUCCAUCGGCGAAACCUGGUCUGGCUGCCUGGACAGAGGGAGGCUCAUCACAGUUCCGAGACGUGUCGGGAAUGUGGGAGGACAUUCGACUCUGAGACCAAAGGGCUCGGCAAGGUUGCGCAUCACGAGCAUGGUAGUGGGCUUUUUCUGGCAUCACUAUGCCAGGAUUGCAACAAAGCAGCUCACAAACCUAAUCAGGUCACCAUCUGCUUUCACAAUGGGGGUCAUUAUGAUUUCCACUUUGUGCUUCGGACUUUCUCGAAGUUGACGCAUGCCAUCUCCAGUGAUUUGAAGGGUCGUGAACACGAUCCUGGCAACUCCGUCAAGUCUCAGGACUGUCAGAAGCAGCGGCGCAAGAUCAGAAAGUUUGGCGUCAAAGAACUUGCCAGGAAGGUUGAAAAGGUUGGUCUGCGAUGCUUGCUGGAUUCCCUACCAGGCGAUGCUGUCAACGCGCUCAAGAAUUUCAAGGUCACGACUCUGCGGAAGAGCGGGGAAACGAACCUGGUCAUGAACAUAGGGCCCCUGUGUUUUAUCGACACGAUGAACUUCUGCAAAGCCGGGCUAGGGAAACUCAUCGAGUCUCACAGGAAAGCUGUCCUGAAGCCCGCCUCCCUCGGCAACAUGACGGUGGUCUCAGGUCUGGAGACAGCUUUCCCCCUCAAAGCCUCGAGACAUCCAUUAUUGCGGAACUCGAAUGAAGAUGUCUGGUCCGCCCUCCUCAGAAAGCUUCCAAUGCCAUGGGACUUCUUCUCGGGCUGCGACGACUUUGACAAGCCACCUGAGACCGCGAACUUCAUGGGCUUCACUCGUUUCCAGGAUGUGUUUGAUGCCUACCUGGCCCUGGACAUCACGGCUUACGCCGACCUCAUGCAGAUCUUCAGACGGCACUUCUUUGAGACGCACCAUCUUGACCCCUUCCUCUACCCUACACUGCCGUCGGCGGCGUGGGAUGCUGCUCUCCGGGACAUCACACAAAGGAGGGACAAAAAGUUCCGUCUCAUCACCAAUCUCGAAAUCUACGCUGACGUGCGAAAGGCCUUGAUGGGCGGUUUGUGUGCGAUCUUCAGGCCGCACAGUGAGGCUAAUUUCGAGGGCAUGGAGGGAUACAACGCUCAGAUCUCCGCGAAAAGCGCUCUUUACUUGGACAUCAAUAGCAUGUAUCCCCACGCCAUGACCAAACAUUUGCCGUUCUCAGGAGGCUGUGCUGUGAAGCUCCCAGAAUGUGAGGGCUUGAAGCUGGAAUGGCUGCACGGCAUCCUUGAUUCUUUGAACCCGCUCGAGGACCGCAUGGAGACCAUCUACUUGGUUUUCGUGGAUUACGAUUUCCCGGAGGAAUUCCACGAUGCCAUUGAUUGGCCUUCACCUUGCAGGAUGGCAGUGCCUGCCGAGGAAGUCGGACCCUACAACAGGGAUGUUGUUCGAGGCCGCAAGCCCGUGGAGAAGCUGGUGCCUUAUCUAGGGUUCACAAGGUUCAACUCUUGGCCCUUGCUAAAAUCAUUCAUGGAUCGUUCCUAUGCAUACAGGCGGGAGCUCAAGGACGAGGGCAGGGAUACUGAGCAGGGCUUUGUCAAGCUCACGGUCAACAGCAUCUACGGAAAGACGGUGCAGAACCAGGAACGCUUUCACAACAGCACUCACUACUUCGACCCCGUGUCCUUCAGCCGGGCUCAAGCUGGCAGGCCUGUUAUGGACUUUGGCACCGACAUCUUCGAGCGCGAUGCCUUCAUGGGCACUGUUUACAGGGUUCGCAAAGCUAAGAGCAAUGUGAAUCGCAGUCCUGUGCAAGUUGGAUGGGCUGUCUUGGAGGAGUCCAAGCUCGACCUUGCCAUCAAGUAUUGGGUUGGCCUCAAGUCCGCCGCUUUCGCUUCCGGGACAUACGGUUUUGACAUCACCGGUCAAAGAUCGGUGGCUUUUGCGAUCGCUGAUCCAAGAUCG
Symbiodinium necroappetens is the source of this 2293-nucleotide messenger RNA. NCBI's taxonomy places the organism in Eukaryota, Dinophyceae, Suessiales, Symbiodiniaceae. The record is from the annotation of a GenBank genome assembly.